Molecule: messenger RNA, 1068 nt
Organism: Seminavis robusta
Lineage: Eukaryota; Bacillariophyta; Bacillariophyceae; Naviculales; Naviculaceae
Source: the annotation of a GenBank genome assembly
AUGACGACAACGAGCAACGAUGAGGCUAUCCAAAAUGAUGUCGAUGAUACAGCUGCCCAUGCUGGGACCACGGAAGCAGGAAUUGUCCGAGGAGUUUCGCGGUCCGUGGCUCAACGCGCAGUGGCAGCUCGUACAGCAGGCCGCGGCUUGGCACAGCUUCCAUCCGUCGGGAGUUUGCCAAGAUCUGCUGCCAGAAGGACCCGAGUGCCCGUUCGACAGGUUGCCAAAUUGACAGAUCGAAUGUCCACUGGUCUCGAUGUAUGGGAAUCCGCCAGUGGUAGUGGUGGUAGUUCCAGUGCUACAGACCAACAAUCGAUUCAACGUCGCUUUGCCCGUGCUCAGGCAUUUGCAGGUUCAUUGGUCAAGAAUACUGUCCUUGGGGCGCUUGUAUUUGAGACCUAUUGUGGAGUUGUGGCUCAUUCCGAUACUAUUCUAUCCAGCAUUAUUCACUUCUCGCCUCAUCGAACCAACGGUAGUGACGAGGGUAAUAUAGAUCACACCUCCAAUGACGACAAAGAUAUUUUUGAGGCAGCUCCCAUUCCAAUACAUUUUUUAGCUGGAGCAGCGGCCGGUUCUAUGCAGGGUAUUGGAGGAAUCAUCUGGGAUACCACAUCCGAGAGUAUCAGCAACCGAAAGAUGUCGAUGCCAAAGCUACCAUUGCUCACCAGCGGCGUUGGCCAACAUGCAGCUGCCCAUUCCGUUCUCUUUGGUUCGUAUGAGAGCUUCAAACGCUCCUUCUUGUGGGCUUGGCAGUACUGGGACCCCGAGGUAAAUCAACAAGUCCUCCUAGGCGGUGGGAAGGAAUCUUUUAUGGCUUUACUGCCACAUCAGCGGCUUGAAUAUCUGUCAGUUAUCACAAUGGCAGGAGGUCUGGCAGGACAAUUCCAGCACGUUAUCAGUUACGCCUUGGAACAGCCUCGGGAAAGACGUCUUGUAGUAAGCCAAGCUCUGCCUUCACUGAGGAGCAUGCUUUGGGCGUUUCCUCCCAGCGCCAUUGCCUUCUUGGCCUUUGAAUAUGGCAAAGACAGCGUUGCGGGGAUUUCUGGAGAAGAUGAAGAAGUCCUUUAG